AUGUUGCGCACGACCUUAUCUCGCUCCGGCGUGCGAGCGUCGUUGCUCGGUCGACCCCUCGCCGUUAACCCCGUCGCGGCUCCUGUUCGCUCCUUCACGACCUCGAAUCGUCGCCAAGAGGACCUGAGCAAGAACCCCAUCAUCGCGCCUGCGGACCAGGUCGACAUCUCGUCUCAGUUCAAGCACAUCCAGACCAAGGACGGCACCUCCGCCGCUUCCGACCUCGCCAGGCGCUUGUCUCAGGCCGUCCUGCCCAAGUUGGAACGGCCCGAUGUCAAAAAGGUGCUCAUCGUCGGGUCAGGUGGACUGUCGAUCGGACAGGCCGGUGAAUUCGAUUACUCCGGUCCGUCGUCCUCCUUGAUCGUCACGCGGAGAAGAUGGGACGGUGAGCUCAUCUAUCUGGCUUUCCAUGCCUCACAGGUGCACAAGCGAUCAAGGCGAUGAAGGAGUCCAACGUCGAGACGAUUCUCAUCAACCCCAACAUCGCCACAAUCCAGACCUCGCAUCAAAUGGCCUCCGAGGUCUACUUCCUUCCCAUCACCGCCGAAUACGUCUCGUACAUCCUCGAACGAGAGCGCCCCGACGGUAUCCUCCUGACCUUCGGUGGUCAGACCGCGCUCAACGUCGGUAUCCAGCUUGACAAGAUGGGUAUCUUUGAUCGACUCGGCGUCAAGGUCCUUGGCACGCAGAUCAGGACCCUGGAAGUUUCGGAGGAUCGUGACUUGUUCUGCAAGGCUCUCGAGGGUCUGUUGUUCAUCUUUCCAGCACAUUUUCCUGGAUAGGUCGCUCAUGCUCUCGCGAGUUGAUAUUCAACAGAAAUCGGCAUUCCCGCCGCUCACUCGACGGCCGUCUCGACCGUCAAGGAUGCCCUCGCCGCCGCCGAGGACAUCGGCUACCCUGUCAUCUUGCGUUCGGCCUUCUCACUCGGUGGUCUGGGAUCGGGCUUUGCCGAGAACGAGGAUGAGUUGCGCGACUUGUCCGCCAAGUCCCUGUCGCUCUCGCCGCAGGUCUUGAUUGAGAAGUCCCUCAAGGGCUGGAAGGAACUUGAGUACGAGGUCGUGCGUGAUGCUGCCGACAACGUCAUCAUUUGCUGCAACAUGGAGGUGAAUUGGGAAGACAAGUGGCGUUCAAGCCAUCAGCUGUCGCUGACCAGGGGUGGUAUUAUACAGAACUUUGAUCCUCUCGGCACACACACCGGUGACUCGAUCGUCAUUGCUCCCUCUCAAACUCUUUCUGAUGUGAGUUUGACCCCCACGAUUGGUCUGAUGCGGCUCGAUCGCGUUUACUGAUCUCGUCGAUAUCUUUGCAGGACGAAUACCAUAUGCUCCGCUCGGCGGCGAUCAAGAUCGUCCGCCACGUAGGAGUUGUCGGCGAGUGCAACGUUCAGUACGCGCUCAACCCCAACAAGCGCGAAUACAUGGUCAUCGAGAUGAACGCUCGUCUCUCUCGUUCAUCGGCCCUUGCCUCCAAGGCAACCGGGUACCCGCUCGCCUACACCGCUGCCAAGAUCGCGCUCGGCCACACCUUGCCCGAGCUGCCGAACGCCGUCACCAAGACGACGACGGCUUGCUUCGAACCGUCGCUCGACUACAUCGUCACCAAGAUCCCCAAGUGGGACUUGGCCAAGUUCCAGUACGUCAACCGCGAGGUCGGCUCGUCGAUGAAGUCCGUUGGUGAAGUCAUGGCCAUCGGUCGAACGUUCGAAGAGUCUCUGCAAAAGGCCAUCCGUCAGGUCGACCCCCGCUACGCCGGUUUCGAGGCCUACUUCCAACCCGAGGACAUUGACCACGCCUUGUCGGUCCCGACCGACCAACGCCUGUUCGCCAUCGCCCACGCGAUGCUCAACCUCAACUACACGGUCGAGAAGAUCCACGAACUCACCAAGAUCGACAACUGGUUCCUCUACAAACUCGACAACAUCGUCCAGACCUACCGUCAGCUCCAGGGCACGUCGACGCUCUCGGAGCUUUCGCACGACCUGAUGAAGGAGGCCAAGCGCAUGGGUUUCUCGGACCGCCACAUCUCGCAGCUUUUGCCCGAAAACGUCACCGAGGACCAAGUCCGCGCGCACCGCAAGUCGCUCGGCAUCACGCCCUUCGUCAAGCGUAUCGACACCCUUGCCGCCGAAUACCCCGCCCACACCAACUACCUCUACACGACCUACAACGCUUCCGAGCACGACAUCACUUUUGGCGACAACGGCACGAUGGUACUCGGUUCGGGUGUGUACCGCAUCGGCUCGUCCGUCGAAUUCGAUUGGUGCGCCGUUAGUUGCGCGCGCAAGGUUCGCGAGAUGGGCAAGAAGACGGUCAUGAUCAACUACAACCCUGAGACGGUCUCUACCGACUUUGACGAAGCCGACCGCCUUUACUUUGAAGAGUUGGGCUGGGAGCGCGUGAUGGACAUUUACGAACUCGAAGGCUCCGAGGGUGUAAUCGUCUCCGUCGGUGGACAGCUGCCGCAGAACAUCGCGCUCCGACUCAAGGAGACGGGCGUGCAGGUCCUCGGUACCGACCCGGAGAUGAUCGACAACGCUGAGGACCGACACAAGUUUUCGGCCAUUCUCGAUGCCAACGGGAUCGAUCAGCCCGACUGGACCGAAGCCAGCUCCGUCGAGGCCGCCAAGGAGUUUGCCAACAAGGUCGGCUACCCCGUCUUGAUCCGUCCCUCUUACGUCCUGUCCGGUGCCGCCAUGAAUGUCGUAUGGAACGAAUCGACGCUCGAGCAUUCGCUCACAGCUGCCGCUGAAGUAUCGUCCGAAUACCCGACCGUCAUCACCAAGUUCAUCGACUCCGCCCAGGAGAUCGACAUCGACGCCGUUGCCUACAAGGGCGAAUUGCUCGUCCAUGCUGUCUCGGAACAUGUCGAGAACGCUGGUGUCCACUCUGGUGAUGCCACGCUCGUCCUGCCUCCGUUCUCGCUCGUCGAAGAUGACUUUGCCCGCCUGAAGGAGAUCGCACAGAAGGUCGCCAAGGCGUUCGAGAUCUCGGGUCCCUUCAACAUGCAAAUCAUCCGCAAGGCCUCUGACGACCACUCGACGGUACUCAAGGUCAUUGAGUGCAACUUGCGCGCCUCGCGUUCGUUCCCCUUCGUGUCCAAGGUCCUCGGUGUCAACUUUAUCGAUAUCGCCACCGCCGCCAUCGUCGGUGAGAACGUCCCCGCCCCCGUCGACUUGAUGCAGCAGAAGCGUGAUUACGUCGCGAUCAAGGUCCCUCAAUUCUCCUGGACUCGUCUUGCCGGUGCCGAUCCUUACCUCGGAGUCGAGAUGGCUUCGACGGGUGAAGUCGCCGCGUUCGGUGUCGACGUUCACGAAGCGUACUGGGCCUCGUUGACUUCGACAAACGCUUUCCGCGUCCCCCCUCCCGAAUCCGGUGUCUUGAUCGGUGGUGACAUCUCCAAGCCCCAGAUGGCGACCGUCGCCAAGGGCCUGAUCGACCUCGGCUUCAAGCUCUACUGCUCGUCGCCCGUCGUCGAGGAAUACCUUAACUCGCUGCCUUAUCUCGGCAAGGUCGAGCGCAUCGCGAUCCCAUUGAAGGACAAGCGUCGCUUGCAACUCGUCUUUGAGAAGUACGACAUCCAGUGCGUCGUCAACUUGGCCUCGUCGAGGGGCAAGAACACCGUCGACGAGGACUACGUCGCUCGUCGCAACGCCGUCGAUUUCGGUAUUCCCUGCUUGAACAACCCUUUGUUGGCGCAACUCUUUGUCGAGGCUUAUGGCAAGAAGUUGAGGAAGGGCGAAUUGGAAGGCUACGUCGAAGGUCGCGUGCCGAACGAGGUCAAGCCGUGGAGUCAUUUCAUCGGUGGUCGAUUGUAA
Microbotryum saponariae is the source of this 3814-nucleotide messenger RNA. NCBI's taxonomy places the organism in Eukaryota, Fungi, Basidiomycota, Microbotryomycetes, Microbotryales, Microbotryaceae. The record is from the annotation of a GenBank genome assembly.